AAGAGAGGCUGGCCUCAAAUAGAUGAUAAAGGCAGAAGUGUCCUGUACCUGGUGAUGGGAAAGUUUGUGCCUCAUGCUGGGCAUUUCAAGAAAAAAGAAAACCACUGGGCGGUUUGAAAUAGAUCAGACGAAGAUGAAUAGAGGUUUUUCUAUCCUUUUUAUAGUUCUUUGCGUGGUUGCUAUGAUUGUCAUAUACGCUGGUCGUUUCAGUUUGUGGAAACGAGCAGGAUUAGGGAGAAUUGUGAAGGGAGUUAAUGAUGAAAUCGACCCAGGUUUUGAAAGUUCGAAGGCUGUUGAACAGAAGGAGUAUUUGAUAAAUUUUAAGAAAUCAAAAGAUAACGUUCUUGUUUUUUUGCACAUUCAGAAGACAGGAGGUACUGAGUUGGAGAAGAGAUUAGUAAAACAAAUUGUCGAGCUUAAAUGCAAAUGUAAAAGCACAGCUAAACUCGCGUGCAAGUGUUUGAGAAGAAAUGGUAUUCCAUGGAUUGUAAUGAGAUAUGCAAUUAUAAAUAAAAGUCAUGCCUGGCCAUGUGGUGUACACCCAGACAUUACUGCAUUGAAGCAUUGCUUACCAUUGCUUUUCAAGGAACAAAGACAAUACAUAACCCCUAAAUUUUUGUACAUGACUCAGUUGAGAGACCCAGUAGAGAGAUAUGUAAGUGAAUUUAGACAUGUCCAGCGUGCAAAAGCAUGGGAACACGCAAACUUGAUGUGCAACAAUCAACAACCUUCAAGUCACACCUUUUCAUGUUUUGAGAACAUGACCAGAGAUAAUAUAACACUAGAAAGGUUCCUUAGCUGUGAUAGAAAUCUUGCCAAUAAUAGACAAACAAGGAUGAUGGCAGACCUAGAAUUGGUUGGCUGCUAUAACUACUCAUCAAUGAGCAUAAUUAAAAGAGAAAAGAUACUCUUGCAAAGUGCCAAAGAGAAUUUGAAAGCAAUGACAUAUUUCUCAUUAAAUGAAAGACCUGCUGACAGCCAGUUUGUUUUUGAAAAGACAUUUAAUUUAAGGUUCCAGGAAAAUUGGUUUUUGUUAGAUACAGGAUAUGCAAAUGAAUACAUGAAAACCAUAUCAGAAUCUGAUGUAUUGAAGAUAAAAGAAAUGAAUCAUUUGGAUGUAGAACUAUAUAAAUAUGCUGAGGAACUAUUUGAAAAGCGACUCAACUUCUUGAAAGGCUUAACUUUGGAUGAACCUUUGGAUAACCAAAUUAAGAAAAACAAAAAAGGAAACAAGGUGUUGAUGAAAAAUUGGAAAAGAGAAUCAGUUAUGGGGAAGAGACCAAAGAAGAAAAGUGGAAAGAGAAAAAAAUUUAAAAUGUAAUUCUAAUGUUUUUAGUUUAUUUAUUGAUUGAAUUUGAUAGAUAUGAAUUGUAUAUAUUGAUAUUUUCAUAUGCAUUCUUGUCUGGGAAUUUUUAUUUUACAUAUUUAUUUAUAUAUUUGAUACAAGCAGGAUGAUCAUUCACCCUCUGCUACACAAAUGGCCUUUGAAUUUUUAAACAACUAGAAAAAGUACCCAAUUCAAAAAAUUUUCAAAGCUGUAUGCAAAUAAAAGCUCCACUUUCUAGACAAGGCCAGUUGUUGAUUUUUUAAUACCAUUUCCUAGUCGAUUUUAGAUUUAACUUGUCUGUUUACUAAUUAAAUUGAACAUUAUUCUCGUAUUGGAUGUAGCCUAUAGACUUGAAUCUAACCAUAUUGGAUCUAAUCAAAUUUGAUUGAUAUUUGAAAACUUGCAGUUUAGGAGGCGAAGUGAAAUAAGGCAAAUCAGGUUAACUAAUAAAGAUUUAUUAGAUUAUGAAAAAUGGUUCUGCAAAUACCAAAUAAGCAAUCCAAAUCUUUGAAUGUUUGUGUUUAUGAUGAAGUAAUUAUAAUAAGAAUCAUGUUUAUCAGAACGUGCAAAGUUUAUGAUUACUAGUAUCAUUUUAUUAUAAGCUCCAAGUAAUUUGCUAUAGCCGUAGAAAGUCCAACUAUUCAUUUCCAGUUAGACCCUAUCAACACAACACCAUUAAAUGGCUUUUGUUUUAAUAAACAUGUUUAUGGAAUCAAGAUGCUUGACAUCUCCAUUUCAUACCAUUUCGAGCAUAAUUUUGUUUAAAAAGAAGGCCAAACAAAUGUGGUAUGUUGUAAAUGGGGUCUUAAUUAGCAGGUAGUUUUUGUGUUUUUUUUAACUCCAUUUGUCUUUGUAGAAAACAUGCAUCAAUUAUAUUUGAUGAUUGAUUUUAGCUUCUCAAAUCAGUUUAUAUUAUGUUUAUGUAUUUGUAUGUGAAGUCUGAAGAUAAGCAUAUUACCCUAAGAAAACUAAUUGAAAAUAGAAUUAAUAGUUAGCAUCAUCGGAUUCUUUAAUGACCAAAGUGAAAACUGAAAUAGAGAAUGAAGAUCAAUUUGUGACUGAAUAUUUUCUUCUAUUCAGAUAUGAAGGGUAUCCUUGCUUCUGAUACUACUAUUGGCUUGUUUAAUCUCCACCUGGUUGCUAUUUAGGACGAAAGAAUCAAUUUACAAUUAUAUAUGUCCUGUAAAACUCAAGAUGUUGAAAUUUCCAUAUGCAUAACAGUUUUCUAGAUAGUUUUAUUUCU
Rhopilema esculentum is the source of this 2570-nucleotide messenger RNA. Its product is annotated as heparan-sulfate 6-O-sulfotransferase 1. Gene Ontology annotation, cellular component: membrane. The record is from RefSeq and is a predicted model, not a curated record. Gene Ontology annotation, molecular function: heparan sulfate 6-sulfotransferase activity. NCBI's taxonomy places the organism in Eukaryota, Metazoa, Cnidaria, Scyphozoa, Rhizostomeae, Rhizostomatidae.